AUGUCGGGAAACCAGGAAGAAAUUGACAAUCCUCUUCAGGAAUGUUUUCAUAAUAUAGAGAGAAUACAAGCUAAUUUCACAGGGAGGAGAAGCCAUAGAAAAGCAGAACGCAGUGAUGACUUUGAUUGCACACUAUGCUUGAAAUUACUGUAUGAACCUGUCACAACUGCUUGUGGGCAUUUCAUGCCUAUUUCAGUCAAUGGAUCGAUGUUAUCAUUGAUUCUUCAAGAGGUUCAAUAG
Messenger RNA from Prunus armeniaca (apricot), 240 nucleotides. The record is from the annotation of a GenBank genome assembly. Lineage: Eukaryota; Viridiplantae; Streptophyta; Magnoliopsida; Rosales; Rosaceae.